UGGGGCCCCCGGGCAAUAGGGGAUCAUGGGGCCCCUGUGUCCUUGCCCAAACUCAAAAAAGCCUAUGAAAAAGGAGGAAAACCAGAGUACCUGAAGGAAACCCAUGCAGGCACAAGGAGCACAUGCACACUCCGUACAGGUAGUGUCAUGGUUGGGAUUCAAACCAACAACCCUAGUACCAGGGGCGGAUUGACAACUCAUGGGGCCCCCGGGCAAUAGGGAUCAUGGGUCCCCUGUGUCCUUGCCCAAACUCAAAAAAGCCUAUGAAAAAGGUACCAGGGGCAUCUCAUGGGGCCCCCUACUGACCCCGGGCCCUCGGGCAGUGCCCGAGUUUCCAAAUGGUCAGUCCGCCCGUGCC
Messenger RNA from Staurois parvus, 358 nucleotides. Lineage: Eukaryota; Metazoa; Chordata; Amphibia; Anura; Ranidae. The record is from the annotation of a GenBank genome assembly.